AUGUACCUCCUCCAAUCUCUGUUCAUACUCCUCAUUUUGCGACAAAUAGUAGCUAAUCGUCGCGUGAUACCCAUGGAACAUCCGCCGGAUCUACUCUCCGAUAAUCCAUUCUUGAAUUCACAAGCUAGUAUGGUUCCAAUACCCGAAUGGACACCACCCUCAACCACUCUUAAUCCAUUUUUCGGCGAAAAUCCACUACCGCCGCCCUAUUUCCCACUAAAAAUCGAAGGUGACAACAAGGAGCAAUAUAAGUUGCCUGGGCUGCCGACGGCAGCAAUUGCUGCUCCACCAGCGCCGUUUGUAUUUCCACCAACGUUUAUACUUCCUGUUCCAAGUAUUCCACCUCCCAUACCUGUCACAUUUCCAUCAAUCGUUACGAAUCCAACAGGAAGCACUUUGGAACCGAUCAAUAUCGAUCCAGAGGCUAUUAUGAAUGUGCCUGAAAUAAUCCAACAUUGGGGUUAUCCAGUUGAAGAACAUCAAGUGGUAACCUCAGAUGGCUACAUACUCACCCUUCAUCGAAUUCCAUGUGGAAAAAAAAACUCGAAUUCAACAGCGAUUCGACCAGUAGUAUUCCUACAACAUGGUCUACUUUGCACCAGUUCGAUUUGGUUGCUCAAUUUACCCCAUCAAUCUGCUGGCUUCGUCUUCGCUGAUCAAGGUUUCGAUGUGUGGCUGGGGAAUAUGCGAGGGAAUGUCUACUCUAAGCAGCAUGUCACCUUAAGCAGUGAUUCGAAUGAUUUCUGGAAAUUCAGUUGGGAAGAAAUGGCCGAGUAUGAUCUACCGGCGAUGAUCGAUUACGUUCUUAACGAAACUGAUCAAUCCUCUUUGUAUUACGUUGGACAUUCGCAGGGAACGUUGACGAUGUUGGCGAAACUCAGCGAGGAUCAAAAAUUUGCUUCAAAGAUUCGAAAGUUCUUCUCAUUGGCACCAGUAUCCAGGAUGUCCCAUGUUAAAGGACUUUUCUUCUACCUUGGAGAGAUCUAUGAACAAUUCAACCUCGUCUAUCGACUUUUUGGCGACAACGAAUUCCUUUCAAACAAUAUUUUCACAAGAUUAUUGACAAACAUCAUCUGCGAUAAAUCCGUAAAUAAUCCAUUAUGUGAAAAUUUCAUUUUCUCCGUGAGCGGUCCAAAUAGUAAUCAAUUUAAUUCGUCAAGGAUCGGGAUCUAUCUUGCGCAUAAUCCAGCUGGGACCUCGUCGAGAAAUAUGCUUCAUUUUGCGCAAAUGGUGCACAAUAAGCGAAUAGAGUCGUUUGAUCGAGGGAAAGAGGCGAAUAUUCGAAGUUAUGGAAAGAGUGUUCCACCACAAUACAACUUAACAAAAGUUCAUUGUGACAUCUAUCUCUUCUAUUCGGAUUAUGAUUGGUUGGCAAGCGCUGCGGACGUGGAACAGUUCCUUAUUCCCACGCUGCCAAGGGAAUCAGUCAAAUUUGCCAGAAAGUUAGACGAAUUCAAUCACAAUGAUUUCUUAUGGGGAUUACGCGCUCGAAAGGAAAUCUACGACCCAAUCACAAACAUAAUAAAAGUCGAUUUUCGGCGGUUAUCGAUCCAACAUAACAUGAACUCAUAUUUCAAAAGCUACCCUCAUCCAAUCAAGACGCUCAACGAUGUUUCGGAUAAAAUAAACGUCAGUAGUAUAGAACUAGACUAG
This is a messenger RNA of Necator americanus (New World hookworm), 1653 nucleotides long. RefSeq lists its product as uncharacterized. The transcript has 11 exons. Gene Ontology annotation, biological process: lipid metabolic process. The record is from RefSeq and is a predicted model, not a curated record. The coding region runs from base 1 to 1653 and encodes 550 amino acids. NCBI's taxonomy places the organism in Eukaryota, Metazoa, Nematoda, Chromadorea, Rhabditida, Ancylostomatidae.